GCUCACUCGCAGAUGUCGCGGUCAGUGACAUUUUGUCUUCCCCGAAAAAGUUUUUCUCGCACACGAGAGGUGUUCAAGUUGGUGAAAAAGCUACAUUUUUCUUAGUUUUCCCCAUUCUUUUUUUUAGUUUCCUUCGCGUGUGUCACCGUGAUUCGCCCACCGUGGGUCGUUUCAGCAGAUAGAGAUUGCUUCUCACAGAGUGUGGGUUUUGUGUGACACAAGAAAAAAAAGACGAGCAAAAGAAGCGAGAAAUAGGAAUUCGCGCCAGAAGAACAAGAAGUGAAAACAGGGAGAAAAAGAGCUGCAAAGAUGCCGAAAUCUGUAAAUGUACGUGUUACCACGAUGGAUGCCGAGUUGGAGUUUGCAAUUCAGCAAACGACCACCGGCAAGCAAUUGUUCGAUCAAGUGGUCAAGACAAUUGGAUUACGUGAGGUCUGGUUCUUUGGGCUUCAGUAUACAGACUCCAAAGGUGAUCUCACAUGGAUUAAACUGUAUAAAAAGCCAGAAAAUUUGAUUUGCAAGCAAGUGAAGAGGAUUAAAAAAUUGACCAUGCUGAUGAGAAAGAGGUUGUUGGGUGGUGUGAAGAGCGACAAGGAUGACGAUGAGGAAGAGGAGGAUUUGCCAGGGUCUAUGUCUCUUUCGCAUUGGGUGAUGAAUCAGGAUGUAAAGAAGGAGAAUCCACUACAGUUCAAGUUCCGGGCCAAAUUCUACCCAGAAGACGUUGCGGAGGAAUUGAUUCAGGACAUCACGCUGCGUCUAUUCUAUCUGCAAGUGAAAAAUUCAAUCCUCUGUGAUGAGAUCUACUGUCCGCCAGAAACGUCGGUCUUGCUCGCCUCAUACGCCGUCCAGGCGCGCCAUGGAGACUUCAACAAGUCCAAUCACUCGUCUGGCUUCCUGUCCAACGACCGUCUCUUGCCACAGCGUGUCAUUGAUCAGCACAAGAUGUCCAAAGAUGAGUGGGAGAAGAGCAUCAUGACGUGGUGGCAGGAGCACCGUGGAAUGCUGCGCGAGGACGCCAUGAUGGAGUAUCUUAAGAUUGCCCAGGAUCUCGAGAUGUACGGCGUGAACUACUUUGAGAUCCGUAACAAGAAAGGAACAGAAUUGUGGCUGGGCGUCGAUGCACUGGGACUCAAUAUCUAUGAAAAGGAUGACAAAUUGACGCCCAAGAUUGGUUUUCCAUGGUCAGAAAUUCGAAAUAUCUCGUUCAAUGACAGGAAAUUCAUCAUUAAGCCAAUCGACAAGAAAGCUCCAGACUUUGUGUUUUUUGCGCCCCGCGUGAGGAUUAACAAACGCAUUCUGGCGCUGUGCAUGGGCAACCAUGAGUUAUACAUGCGCCGCCGCAAGCCGGACACAAUCGAUGUGCAGCAGAUGAAGGCACAGGCGCGUGAGGAAAAGAAUGCUAAGCAGCAAGAGCGUGAGAAGCUGCAAAUGGCGCUAGCAGCACGCGAGAGAGCCGAGAAGAAGCAGCAGGAAUAUGAGGAUCGCCUACGUUCAAUGCAAGAGGAAAUGGAGCGAUCACAGUCGAGUCUAGUGGAGGCGCAGAACAUGAUCAGACGCCUCGAGGAGCAGCUGAAACAACUUCAAGCGGCCAAGGAUGAGCUGGAGAAGCGCCAGCAGGAGCUACAGGCCAUGUUGAACCGUCUUGAGGAGGCAAAGAACAUGGAAACGGCGGAGCGCACGAAGCUCGAGGAGGAGAUCUCGAUGAAGCAGCGCGAAGUGCAGCGAAUUCAAGAGGAAGUGAGCGCCAAGGAUUCCGAAACGAAACGACUACAGCAAGAGGUUGAGGAGGCGCGUCGCAAGCAGAGCGAGGCGGCUGCAGCUCUUCUCGCCGCCAGUGCCACACCUCAGCAUCACCACGUGGCUGAGGAUGAACACGACGAAGAAAUGCUGAAUGGUGAGGGCAAUGGAGACGUGUCCCGCGACUUGGACAUCGAUGAACACAUUAAGGAUCCAGUGGAGGACAGACGCACGCUGGCGGAGCGCAAUGAACGCUUGCAUGAUCAACUUAAGGCGCUGAAGAAAGACUUGGCGCAGUCUCGCGACGAGACGAAAGAAACUGUCAACGACAAAAUUCACCGAGAGAACGUUCGUCAAGGGCGUGACAAGUACAAGACUCUGCGUGAGAUUCGCAAAGGCAACACGAAGCGUCGAGUGGAUCAAUUUGAAAACAUGUAAAAAAGAGUCGUUGACGUACGAGGGUGUGAAAAAAAGUUUUGGGGCCUAUAAGACAUGAAAGUUAGGCAGAAAAGAAUCCAUUAAAGUAUACUUAUUAAUCUUUCAUUUAAAAACUAAUACCGUUGUAACUUUUGAGGGUACUCUCUAGUUUUUGAAAUAGUUUUAACUGUCUUUUUUCUGAAUAUUUUGUUCUUAAGAAAUGGAGAGACUUUCUAAAAAACGAUGCAUGGGAGAAAAUGAUUUCUCUGUUAAUUUUCCAAAUGAAAAGUAUCUUCCACACGUAUUCAGUUGAAAUUUACAUUUAUAUUGUUAUUAAUUUUUUACUUAAGGAAUUAUUAAUUUACUACUAUAAAUAUAAUUAUAUAUUUUUCUAGUAGAGUCAAAACCAGUUGAGAAAUGAUAUAAUGAAGUAAAGACGGGGAAUAAUUAUUGAUAUAUUUUUGCUACUCUGCCAUUUGAAUUGAUUUAGAGAAAUGACUGUGUAACUUCUGCAACAGCGUUUAUUGCGAGAAAUGUUCUUUGUUGAGCUGUUUUGCCUUUUCUUGGGCAUCAUUAUAAUAAGAGGGAAGAGUGUGAGAGAGAGAGAGAGAAAAUGGAAAAGAAGGUGGAAAUGUGAACAAGUUUAAGUAAAGUCACUUUCUUUCCCAGUUCAUGGUUCAUUUGAAACAAAAGAAGAAGAAAAAACAGUACUAAAAAUGCUUUUUAGUGGUAGCUGUCAAAAUACAUUUUAGGUAGGGUAUCAAAGUAUUAAGAAACCGAAGAUCAUGUUGAGGAAAACUGAUGAAAAAAUAGAGUGUAAAUAAUAACAUUACCGGUAAAAUGAGAAAAUCAUCAUGCUUGAUUGAUAUCAGUGACUUUUCUAUCUUUGCAUACGUAAAAAGAAAGGAGAAUAUAUGAAACAAUGAGGAAUCCCAAAAAUCGAAGAAUAGGAACGAUUUCAAAUCAAAAUGUGGCCUUGAAAGUAAUAAAAAAAAAUAAUAAAAACGAAAGACGUGAAGGAAAUCUUUAGAAGGAUCAACAUUUUUAUACACACUUUUAUUAUAUACAUUUUUCAUUACUAUUUAAGGAAAUUAAGUGGAGAUGAAGUGAAACAUUAUAAUUGAAUAUUUGAAUUCAAAACAAUUAUAUUUUAUAUCGUAAUUAAGUCAUUGAUAGUUAAAAUAUUGAUAAUUCCAAACGCUGCAACAGACGGGAAGUUAAAAAAAAGUAAAAUCUUGUGCAUUUUUACGUAGUAGAGAAAUGAGAGGAAAAAAUGGAUGAGGAACAAUGUUUCAUGCCAACAAAAUUCUGCUAAAACAUUUUUUCUUUCGACAACAUUCAAUAUUUUUGACGCUUUUUCUAAAAAGGAGAUUUACAUGAUAGCAUUGAACAAUGUGAAUAAAAUAUCGACAUACAUAUUCCAACCACAGUGGAUAAUAUUUCAAGAACCACUGCUUGAAUCCACAACUCAUCUUUCGAAAUAAUACCAAUUUUUGAGGGUUAAGUAUAUAUAGUAAAUUUUAACAGGAUAAAGGAUAAAAAAAACUUUGUGUAUAGACAAUGAUAAUCUGUAGAGGAUUCUUUUUUUUGUAAGGUUUAAGAUUGAGGGAAGAAAUAUUUGUAGAAAUUUAUGCGAAGGAAUAUAAAAAAGGGGCGAAGAUAAACAUCAAAGUGAAGGAAAAUAUUACUUAAAUUGAUGUUAUGUUACUUUACUACACAUAUUACACAAUUGAAAUAAAUAAAUGAAUAGAAAUUU
Messenger RNA from Phlebotomus argentipes, 3910 nucleotides. RefSeq names its product moesin/ezrin/radixin homolog 1 (gene Moe). Gene Ontology annotation, biological process: regulation of cell shape; positive regulation of protein localization to early endosome; positive regulation of early endosome to late endosome transport. The transcript has 9 exons. Lineage: Eukaryota; Metazoa; Arthropoda; Insecta; Diptera; Psychodidae. Gene Ontology annotation, cellular component: plasma membrane; adherens junction; apical part of cell. Bases 310 to 2175 code for a protein of 621 amino acids. The record is from RefSeq and is a predicted model, not a curated record. Gene Ontology annotation, molecular function: cell adhesion molecule binding; actin binding.